UAUUGCCGGCAUGAUGUCACACCCGGUGGAUCUGUAAUCACUUUCUGGCAUAAGGUUGACUGUUCAGGAAAAGGAUUUGAUCGAGUUCCAUCUGAAGAUAUACCUACUGAUGCCACAGAUAUUUUGUUGUCUAACAAUAAAAUCACAAAAAUAAGUGCAGAUGCGUUCAAAUCUACGCCAAAUGCAAUGUUUAUAGAUCUUUCGAUCAAUAAAUUAGAUUACACCCUCAUUGACGACAAUGCUUUCCGAGGACUUGGCAAGCUACGCAAACUCUAUUUAUCAAGCAACCGCGCGAUUUCUACCGUUCGAAAGCAGUGGUUUAAGUCACUUAUUUCUUUAGAAAAUUUACGCAUUGCAAGCUCUCACGUGCUCACAAUUGAAGAUAACUCUUUCCAGGAACUCCGGAAUCUAAGUAUCGUCGUUCUGAACAAUAACCGCAUUGCUAAAAUACCGCCAGAAUUAUUUCACGGCUUGCCUAUACUUAGAGGCGUAUAUAUCCAGCAGAAUUCCAUCCAGAAUUUACCUGUCGACAUGUUUCUGGGGUCAUCAGAAAAAUUAUAUGAACUAAACAUUGCAUACAAUCAGAUAACUAACAUUCGAAAAGAGGUAAACUUGCAAAAUUUGACACAGUUACAGAAGCUUAGUGUGCAGAACAAUCCGUAUUCCUGCAAUUGUAAUAUCCUCUGGUUUCGUAACUGGUUAUUGAACGGAACCUCAGCAACUCUGCUGGACAAAGAUGAAGUCGUUUGUGCAAGUGGACCGACUGAUGUUGUUAAAAAGAAUUUACUGGAGUUCGAUCCAGAAAUUCUACACUGUAAAUCACAGCUCAUUAUGAUCAUUACCAUGGCAUGUUCUGUGGGCCUCGUGAUCUGUGCGUUAGUGUCUUUUAUUUAUUAUCAUCGAUGGAAUAUAAGAUAUUGGUACCAAAGGAGAAAAUUACGGAAACAGUACGAGCGUCUUACGCACUUAGAGGCGCCCCCGCUUGACCAACGUAUAAUUUACGAUGCAUUCAUCUCUUACAAUAGUAAAGACGUGGAAUGGGUUAAUAAAGUGCUUCAAACAACAUUAGAAGCACCGCCCCAUAAUCUAAAACUUUGUAUUGAUUACCGAGACUUUUUGGUCGGCGAGGCCAUCGCUCAGAACAUCGCAAACUCGGUGAGGUCCAGUCGGAAAACCGUUCUAGUUGUCAGCAACAAUUUCGUCCGCAGUGAAUGGUGUAACUUUGAAUUGGAGAUGGCGCGAAAUCGUAUGUUUGACGCACAUGAAGAUGUAUUGGUUACGAUCUUACUAGAGAACGUAAAAUAUUCAUCGAUGCCUGUAUUACUUCAAAAAGUGCUACGAAAAAAAACAUACAUAGAAUGGCCGAAAGAAGAAGGUCGGAAGGUGUUUUGGACUCGGCUAGCCAGGGCCAUUGGGUCACCCAACGUUUCCCUGGAGGCGUCACGUAUUGGAAUAAAUUAAUGUGUUGAUGUUGAUGACUCUAAAUGACUUUUUAUUACUUUUGCCAUUCCGGUUAUAUAUUCCGUGACAGAAACUACAAUACGUACUUACAC
Molecule: messenger RNA, 1553 nt
Organism: Anneissia japonica
Lineage: Eukaryota; Metazoa; Echinodermata; Crinoidea; Comatulida; Comatulidae
Product: toll-like receptor 13
Exons: 3
Coding region: 187-1461 (424 amino acids)
Biological process (GO): immune response; toll-like receptor signaling pathway
Cellular component (GO): membrane
Molecular function (GO): protein binding; transmembrane signaling receptor activity
Source: RefSeq, a predicted model, not a curated record